This is a messenger RNA of Seminavis robusta, 393 nucleotides long. The record is from the annotation of a GenBank genome assembly. NCBI's taxonomy places the organism in Eukaryota, Bacillariophyta, Bacillariophyceae, Naviculales, Naviculaceae.
AUGGGAAAUACCACGUCUACUCGUGCAGACAACACUGUUCGCACCGAUCAGUUGCUGGGUUUGGAAGUUGUGGUCUUUUGCGGUCCCGAUGAGCCUGAAAUGGAGCAGACAGGUUGCAGACUGAGGCGUGUCUUGUCCCCAAGCAAUACGACAGGCUGUGGAGGACCAAUUGGAAUCAACCACAAAGGAAAAGGUGCCUGGUCUACAAGGGAGUUUAUGGAAUGCAUUUCCAAAAUGGACCCGCGAGACAUUGCAAAGAUCAUGCGGCAGUGCCAGGAAGAGACUGAGGAGUGCACUGGGGCUCAACCCAACAAGUCUUUGCAAGCAACGAGUGUACCCUCAAUGAAAAUCCGCAAUCCUAAGCUCCGGAGCUACAGGAACACAGCCGCUUGA